This is a messenger RNA of Daldinia caldariorum, 1401 nucleotides long. Its product is annotated as NAD(P)-binding protein. The record is from RefSeq and is a predicted model, not a curated record. Gene Ontology annotation, molecular function: nucleotide binding. Bases 145 to 1320 code for a protein of 391 amino acids. NCBI's taxonomy places the organism in Eukaryota, Fungi, Ascomycota, Sordariomycetes, Xylariales, Hypoxylaceae. The transcript has a single exon.
AAGUCGUCAUCUGCUUGGCGUUGUGAUUUCUAAAGCAUGAGUAUCAUUGACGUGAAUAUAAAAGGUGAUCCGUGAUGUCGAUAAAUUUUUAUGUAGCACCAUCAGAGACUCGUCGUUCAACAAUUACAUUUUGCUCCCUUCGAUAUGGCACCUAUUCGCGUUGGCCUUAUUGGCCUCUCUUCAUCUGCAAAGACCUCUUGGGCUGCCCAAGGUCACUUACCAUAUCUUCUAUCGCCUCGAGGCAAAUCUCAAUAUAGUAUUGUUGCUCUCCUCAACUCGAGUGUUGCAUCUGCAGAAGCGGCAAGGGAGCACUUUUCACUUCCUUCGAACGUGAAGACUUACGGCGACCCACACGACUUGGCUUCGGAUCCGGAUGUUGACUUGGUGGUCUGUUGCACUCGAGUUGAUACUCACAGCCUCACGACGGGACCGUCGCUUCGGGCUGGAAAGGCCGUGUACAUAGAGUGGCCCCUCGUGCAAGAUUAUGAGGAGGCUAUUGCUUUGACAGGCAACCAACGCCUAGACAAUAGCAUUAUAGGACUGCAAGGACGUGUUUCGCCUAUCGUUCUGAAGCUCAAAGAGAUCCUCAAGUCGGGUCAAAUAGGCCGGGUACUGAGCAGCGAUAUCCGUGCCUAUGGUAAUCUCCUACCUAGGGACUCGCUACCGGAGGGCCUGUCCUACUUCGCAGACCGGAAGAUUGGAGGGAAUCCUAUCACUAUUGCUUACGGACACACCAUCGAUUAUGCCCACGAAGUUCUUAGGGAGUUUGUCUCGUUCCAGAGCCGGAUGCAGAUACAACGACCUAUCGUCGAGAUUCUGGGAAAAGAUGGUACUCGAAUUGGAGAGAUGGGAAGUGACGUACCGGAUUUCCUGGCUGUUCACGGGAGGCUGGCUAAGGGGAAGGCAGAUAUCGCGGAGGAUGCCACGUCAUCUUUCACCUAUAGAAGCGGGCAGCAGUUCAAGGGAACUCCCGGGUUCGUGUGGACGAUUAAUGGCGAAGCAGGAGAGAUUAUGGUCACUGCCAAUGGCGCAUACGUACACUCCGACUCUUAUAGGGAGCUGAUUGGAAUCAAAAUCCACGAUCACGCUUCGGACGAGGUGGUGGAUGUGAAGUGGGACUGGGAGGACUGGCAGGAGGAGCUUCCGUACCGUUCGAGGAUCGUGGCAGAAUUAUAUGAGAGGUAUGCGCAUUGGUGGAAUGGUGGAAGACCUACUGGGCGUUUGUCGGAGGAACGGGAUUGGCCUCGAUUACAUGAUGCCGUGGUGAGGAUGAAAGAGAUGGGUGAGAUCUUUAAGCAGUAUGACACGCAAAGUACCUAAUAUAAGCAGAUAAGUCAGGUAUGAUGUAUGAUGUAAACCGAGUUCUUCAAUGAAUAUUCGGUCGACCUUAAUUUACGUAAC